Solea solea (common sole) is the source of this 2959-nucleotide messenger RNA. RefSeq names its product trafficking protein particle complex subunit 14-like. Bases 180 to 1892 code for a protein of 570 amino acids. The transcript has 12 exons. Gene Ontology annotation, cellular component: TRAPPII protein complex. Gene Ontology annotation, biological process: cilium assembly. NCBI's taxonomy places the organism in Eukaryota, Metazoa, Chordata, Actinopteri, Pleuronectiformes, Soleidae. Gene Ontology annotation, molecular function: alpha-tubulin binding. The record is from RefSeq and is a predicted model, not a curated record.
CUUAUCAGUACCGGAAGUGAAGCGUUAAGUGGGUGAGAAACUCAAGCGCCGGAAAGUGACUUUAUUCUGUUAUUAGCGACAUUUGAAUGUGAGAGUAUUUCACUUAUCUCGCCUGUAGACGCUGCCACUGACACGCGGUCAUUUUAUGAAAGUAUGAAAACAUCGCAAUUGUAACGACGAUGGAAUCAACGUGCGAGUAUUUCAUGUAUUUCCCCGCCGCUCCAAUAUCAAGUCUCUCGGACCCGGCGAAGUACACGAGUCUUCCGCAGCGAAAGCACGUCUACCUCGGGGAGACCGUCCAGUUCCUGCUCGUGCUGAGGUUCCAGGACGCUUCGGACAAGCGCGACAGCUGCGGGGCGGUUCACUGGAAGGAGCAGGUGGGUACUCUAUCAGCGCUGGCGAGUGUGUGUGUCGCUGAGAGCCGCCAGCAGAGAGCCGCUGAGUGUCCGCCAGACCUCCAGAGCUGCAACAGCAGCUGUGAUGGGGGCAGCGAGUCUGUAACCACCAACCGGACAUUCACUCAGUGCGACCCGCUUCUCAUUCAGAAUAGCUCGGCCUUUAAGGGACGGCAGGACGGGACGGAACCAGUGAAGUCUGCCUCAGUGUCUGAUGACCAGGUUAUCUUUUGUCUCACCGUCUCUUUGGACAAGCUGCCAGUCAACACACUCAAAGCCAAGGUCAUAGUUACUGUGUGGACACAGGAGGAAGAGAAGGUGGAGGUGAGCGAACAUGGCUACCUGACUCUUCUGCAGCUCAGGAGACCAACACACACCUUCAGACAGGACCUCAUGACCUUCAAAGCUCAGGUCAACAGCACCCUGAAUGUUCUUCCACCUCCCAGUGUCCACUGUCAGCAGCUGACUGUCUCUGGAAAACACUUGACUCUUCUCAAAGUGGUGAACUGCAGCUCUCACGAGGUGGUGUGUGUCAGAGAUGUGAGAAUCCUUCCUAACUAUAACUCGUCCUACCUCCCCAUGAUGCCAGAUGGUUCAGUGCUUAUCGUAGACAAUGUCUGCCAUCAGUCCGCUGAGGUCACCAUGGCUUCAUUCUACCGGAUAGACAACAAAUCAUCGCGUUUACCCAGCAUGCUCAGUGCCCUGGAGGAGCAGAACUUCUUGUUCCAACUGCAGCUACAAGACAAAGAAGAGGAGGACUCCAGUGAGGGUUUGGAAGUCCCAUUGGUGGCAGUGUUGCAGUGGUACGCACCAGCACAUCCUCUCACAAGGUAUAUUUCUAGCUGCUAUUCGUUGCCCACUAUCCGCUUGGAUCGUCCUCAGCUGGUGAUGACAGCCUCCUGUGCCAGUGCCAUCAGACCCCUGCAACACUUGUGGGUUAAAUACACUCUGCUGAACAACUUACAGGACUUUAUUGGAGUCCGUCUGAUCUGGAAUUCUGAAGCUCAGAGUCGCAGGUAUCAGCAUGACUCCAGGUUGGCAGCAGUGGUGUGUCAGACUCCCCUUAACAACUUGGGACAGUGUAGGAAAGGCUCCACUCUGUCCUUUACAGUGGCCUUCCAGAUCCUCACUACUGGAGUCUUUGAGCUAUGCCAGCACAUGAAACUGAAGCUGCAGUUCACAGCCUCCAUGUCUUCACCUCCCCCUUCAUCACCUCUGAGGAAGUCUCCGUCAUCCAGCCCUGCCGCCAGAGAGCUGCUGGAGAAACAGAGCCUGGGUCGCUCGCAGAGCUUCUCCCACCAGCAGCCAUCCAGAUCACACCACGUCAGGUCAGGCAGUGUAAUGGACCAGCGUAUUAUCACGCCUCCUAUGGGAUCUCCACUGGGCCGAACCCUCUACCCUCCCCCUGACCACGCCCUCUUUUCACUGGACAAAAUAGCCAAGAGAGAGUGCAAGGUGUUGGUGCUGGAACCAGUCCAAGAGGCACACUGCAGAUGACGUGGAGAGGAGGAGGGUCUCAGUCGAGGGUCUGUCGAGCCGCCAGAGUCUCAAAGGAACGAGGAGCAAGAGAAUCACAUGGUGAGGAGAGAGGCGGGUGGUGGAGGGAUGCUGCAGGACACAUGAUGAAGGAGAAGAACGUCUUCAUUUCACUGGUUUAUCAUUUCACUGGAUUUUUCUUUUGUACUUUUAAGAAAAAAGUCUUUAAGCUUACAUUUCAUUUUAUUCCAUGGGUUAUUUUUAUUUUUCUAUAAAGUCUGGGUGAUUUUGUUGAUAUACAUUCCAGAGUUUUAGGGUUUUAUUUGCAUCAUUGUUUAUUAUUAUUAUCAUUAUUAUUAUUAUUAUUAUUGUUGUUGAUAUACACCUUCAAGUCUGCUCUCACAAAUGUCUGUAGAAAUCACUGGCAGCUCCCGAGUCACAUCUUUGGUCAAUCUCAGCUCAUGUGAGAACACAGCAGGAAAAAAGCUCCAGAUUAUUCACACUCAGUAUGUUUCCAUGCACGGUUAAGUAGAGCCAUGGUUGUAGCUCAACUAUGCUGUUUAAUUGGAUUACUGCCCUUGUCCCAGUGUACGCACUAGUGGGGAAUUGAUUGACGUGUCUGCCUUCACCAGGUACUGUAUACUGGAAAUAGAGGAACAGGGAACUGUUGAACAAAUCUAAUGCUGAGUACCAUUUACAUCGAAAACCACACAUGAUUUUAACACAUUUCACCCAAUAAUAGUUAUUAACAAUGCAAGUAACAUGUCUGCAGUUUAUAAUGAAAUAGUACUGUGUGUACAACCAAUUUAAUGUGAAAUAUGACAGAAGUGCUAUCAGCAGUAAAACAUCAGCAGUGUUUAUGAAAUUUCAUGUCAGGGGUUGAUGAGUUUGUUUCAAGUUUCAAGUCGGAAAUCCUGAGUUCUGACUACAAAUGGAAUGCACCUUUAAGUCCAACUCAUUUAGGGUGCUUUCCUCCCUGGACUUUGUUGUGAUUCAGAGAGUAAUUGUGUUACAUUGUUGCACUUAACCUUAGUCUGAUUGGUUUUCACACUGCAUUCUAGACUCACUACUCACUACACGCUUAUAAA